Lactuca virosa is the source of this 567-nucleotide messenger RNA. The record is from the annotation of a GenBank genome assembly. Lineage: Eukaryota; Viridiplantae; Streptophyta; Magnoliopsida; Asterales; Asteraceae.
AUGACAGGAUUGGAUCUAUCCAAUAACAAACUUACAGGUGAAAUUCCACAAGAACUUGGGUUGUUGAGCCAGAUUCGUGCUUUGAAGCUGUAUCACAAUCAGCGGACUGGGCCUAUUCCAAUGAACUUCUCAAAUCUUGCAAAGAUAGAGAGCUUGGACCUCUCUUCAAAUGGUUUGACCGGAAAAGUUCCAUCAGAACUGAUUAAGCUUACAUCUCUAUCUACUUUCAAUGUUUCUCACAACAAUCUAUCAGGCAAACUCCCAGAAAUGAAAGCACAGGUUGGUACCUUCAUAGAGGCAAGCUAUGAAGGGAAUCCACUUAUUUGUGGACUGCCUUUGGAGAAGAAAUGCUCUACUGAUUCACUGGUGACCAAUUCAUCAGCUGAAGUAGACAAUGAGAAAUGGUAUGCUAUCGAUAUGACAUGGUUUUAUGCAAGUUCUGGUUCUACAUGUGGUGUGUUUUGGGUUUUGUUACCCUUCUUUACAUCAAUCCUCACUGGCGUAGAAGAUGGCUACACUGGGUUGAAGAUUGUAUGUUUACAUGUUAUUACUUCCUUUAUGAUUUAG